This is a messenger RNA of Xenopus tropicalis (tropical clawed frog), 4401 nucleotides long. It is a transcript of the gene cc2d1b, whose product is annotated as coiled-coil and C2 domain containing 1B. Bases 164 to 2758 code for a protein of 864 amino acids. Gene Ontology annotation, biological process: negative regulation of transcription by RNA polymerase II. NCBI's taxonomy places the organism in Eukaryota, Metazoa, Chordata, Amphibia, Anura, Pipidae. Gene Ontology annotation, molecular function: DNA-binding transcription repressor activity, RNA polymerase II-specific. The transcript is spliced from 25 exons. The record is from RefSeq and is a predicted model, not a curated record.
ACUGCGCUUCCGGGUAGUCGUUACGCCACUCUCGUGUGAUGAGACUUGUGGCUUUGGGAUUUUCUGUCAGUCAGGAGGCUAGGAGCCUGCAGUUGACAGUUUUGCAAGAGGUGAGUCUUUUGUUAUUCAGUCAUUGUAACAGUCGGUACGUCCAUGAGUUGCAAUGUUGGGGAGGAAACCAGGCAAAAAGACUUCUCAGGCCAAGGGCCGAGGUGCUGCUGCUGCAAAGGAGUUGGGUCUUUUUGUAGAUUUCAGCCCAGAGGAUAUGAUGCUUGGCAUUCCAGAUGACCCAGAUGACCCAGAUGAUGGAGACCUGGAAGCAGAAUUGGCAGCUUUAACUGGAGUAAAGGCAGCAUCAAAACCAAAGCCUAAAGGGAAAGCUCCUCUCCCUAUGGAAGACAUAGAGAAAAUGGCACAGGAUUGUAUGAAAGACACAAUUGGGGAGGAUGAUGAUGAGGAUUUGGAAGGAGAUGAAGAAUUGCUGGCUGAGCUGCAGGAAGUUGUUGGUGAUGAUGAGGAAGAGGAGAUGGAACAGCUACGUCCUAGUAAUGCUGAAGAGUUAGAGCCUCCUUUACCUGACAUACUGGAAUCUGGACAGCAAGUCAAUUCUUCAGCAACAGAAAUUCAACAUCAUUUACAGGCCCCUGCUGAAGGGAUGUUCCAGGUUUUAGAAGAACGGAUUAGAAAUUACAAGGAAGCAAUCAGCAAUGCCAAACUGUCCAAUGAGAGUGCCAAGGCUAGACGCUAUGAACGGGGGCUAAAGACACUUGAAUCUAUGCUCCAUACUGUAAAGCAAGGAAGGGCAGUAAUUGAGGCAGAUAUCCCACCUCCAGUGGCUUGUGGGAAACCUGCUGUAAGCCCAAAAACUGAUGUCCCAACAACUGACACAAGUAAAGAAGAAGUGGAAGACCUGAACCAUGUACCCAUGGAAACAACAGAAGCUGCUACAAACCUGGACUCUUCAGAGGACCCUGUCAGUAAGGCCAUAACCAAUGAUGGUGGAGCUGUGGAUAAAACACAUGGUGCUCCUCAGAAUGAUACAGACCCAAAAACCCUGCUUCUCCAGAGACAGAGAGAAUACAAACUGGCAGCACUCAAAUCUAAACAAACAGGAAACAUUGAAAAGGCCAAGGAAUACAUGAGGAUUAGUAAGAAAUUUAGUGUAGUCUUGGAAGCUCUGGAAAGUGGCCAGCCUGUGGAUCUUAGUAACAUGCCUGCAGCUCCAGAGGAUCAUGAUACAAUGGUGACAGAAUCCAAGAUCCCGGCACAUCCAACUCCAGCACCGCCUGUGCCUGUUUCUAACACACAAGGACUUUCAGCUGGCUCAUUAUUGCAAGCUCUGCAGCAGAGGAUGGAAAAGUACAAAUCUGCAGCACAGCAAGCCAAGAGCAGUGGGGAUGAUCGGAAGGCCAGAAUGCAUGAAAGAAUUGCCAAGCAAUAUCAGGAUGCCAUCCGAGCCCAUAAAGCUGGAAGACAGGUCAAUCUGGCAGAGCUUCCAGUGCCACCAGGAUUCCCUCCACUACCUGGCAUGGAGCAAACAGAGGAAGAAGGGAGUGUGGAGAAGGCACUUGAGGCAGCUCAGAAGUUGGCAAAAACAGCAGGGAAUGAGGAAGAUGAUGAUGAUGGGGAGGAGGGUGAAUGUCAAGCAAAGCCACCAGGCCACCCGAAACCCACUCAGCUAGUGAAACCGAUGCCUGCUGUGUCCGACAGUGAAGAGACCUCUUUAACCAACAAAGCCCCAGUAAAAACAGCAAGUGAGGAAAAACUUCCUCCUGCAGUACAAGAACAGCUGGAAUUCUUGGAACACCGCAAGAAGCAAUACAGAAAAGCUGCUCUCCAGGCAAAGCAAAAGAAUGACCUUGAACAAGCCAAACAACACAUGAGAGUUGCCCACACCCUUCAAGUGUCAAUUGAUCAAGUGAGAAGUGGAAAGCUUGUGGACAUUUCCAAGGUGCCAUCUCUUCCAGAUGAUGAAGAAAGUGACUUUGUAGUUGUUGAACACGAAGACAUAAAGACACCGCAGAACUCAGAGGAUGUGUACAGCAUGCUAUUGAAGCUCCUGCAUGAACAGCACGAGAAAUGCAUACGCUAUUCAAAACAGUUUACACAGAUGGGCAAUGUUGCAGAAACCACUAGGUUUGAGAAGAUGGCUGAGGACUGCAAGAAAAACUGUGAGAUCCUUCAGCUGUCCCAAGCACAAGGCCUUGACCCUCCUCCCUACCAUUUUGAAGAUAAGACACUGAAAAUAGUCAGGGUUUUCUCUGAGCUCAGCAGCACAGAAAUGCUUCUUAUCAUUGUACGUGGGAUUAACCUACCAGCUCCAUCAGGAGUUGCACCCAAUGAUCUAGAUGCCUAUGUGAAGUUUGAGUUCCCAUAUCCCAGCUCGGAACAACCUCAAAAAAAUAAAACCUUAGUAAUUAAAAACACCAACUCCCCAGAAUAUGAACACUCGUUUAAAUUAAACAUAAACCGGAAUCACAGGGGCUUCAAACGUGUCAUUCAAACCAAAGGCAUCAAAUUUGAAAUCUUCCACAAAGGGUUUUUUCUUGUGAGAAGCGAUAAACAGGUUGGAACUGCGAGUGUAAAACUGGACAAGCUGGAGACUCAGUGUGAGAUCCGGGAGAUAGUAGAGGUUUUUGAUGGUAGGAAACCAACUGGUGGUAAAUUGGAGAUUAAGGUGCGGCUAAGGGAUCCUCUAAAUGGCCAAGACCUUCAGGUGGUGACUGAGAAGUGGCUGGUGAUGGGACAUCGGAAGUAAGCUGCAGUGCAUGCACAAAGGCGGAAGGCACCCUGCACAUGAAGACGUUGCCUUUAUAAUAUAACCCCUUGACAACCAGACCCCAAUUGUUUUUUGUUUUGGCGGGUGACACGGGGGUUACAUACCAAAGACUGUGGAGCAUCUCCCACAGCAUUGAAGCACGUCCGAAUCGCACCGACCGCUGAUGGACAAAGCCUGUAAAGUCUUCAUAAGCAGAAUGUCUGCAGAUAUCAGACUGCACCGACCAAAAGACCUUACUAACAUAGCUUUGUGCUAUAGUGUCAGCUAAGCUUACACUCUAGCUUUAUGUGUUGAAUGUAAUGCAGUUCUGUUUUAGAAACUUCUGAGAUCAAUGCACAAAUCUGACACAGGAUCCAGAAUAUCCUACAGCCAAGCUUCUAUCUGCUGUCUCGUCUCUCUGCCUGCUGGUUUAAUUAUUACAGAAAAGGAUAUCAGGGCAGAUGAGAACUGUAGGAGUCCCGAAUGAGAGUACAUUUGCUGCUGUCCCUUGUCGCCUGGUAAGGUUUAGUGAUUACAGAUAAAGAUUUCAGAGCAGAGGGAAAACUGUAGGAGUCCUGCAUGAGAGUAAAUUCGCUGCUGUCUCCUAUUAAGGUUUUAGUGCAUAGGAAUAAGGUUACAUGGCAGAAGAGAACUGUAGGAGUCUCGAAUCAAAUGAAUUUUCUGCUGUCCCUUGUCUCCUGGUAAGGUUUUAGUGAUUACAGAUAAAGAAAAGAACUGUAGGAAUGCUGUUAGAGAGUAAAUUUGCUGCGGUUUCCUAGUAAGGUUUUAGUGAUUAGAGAGAACAGUUCGGGGCAGAUGGGAAGUGUAGGAGUCCUGUCAGAGUAAAUUUGCUGCUGUUCCUGGUGCUGAAAUAAUGCAAAUCUGCACUGCAAAUACGUCAUGUUGUGUUUUAGUAAAGCCACAAACUCUCAUCACAGUAUCCUUUUAAAAACAUGUAUUGCCCUCCUCUCCAGAGCAGAUCAGAGCUGUGCCCAUUUCAAGACAACUUUUAUACUGGCCAUUGUAUUUAGUAACUGAAAUGAAUAUCACUGAGAAAAGUCCCCUUCUCUGCCACCAACAUCCUAGCACUUAAUCUACAGAAACUCCAUCGACUGCUGUUGGCUUUUGCAGCCUAUUCUGACAAUACAGGUUUUGCCUUUUUGGUGCAAGAAUGGCCUGUGGGCGAUUGCCCGGCUGCUGAAUGAGCCCAACUCAGUCACUGGUCCCAUAAGUACCACACACCUUCCCUGUAAGUGCCUUUAAACCCUGUUAGUUGCUACUCGCUUCUCUCUGUCGAAUAUGUUGUCUGCUAAAAGCUUUGUCCGUUCUAUGUGCCUUUCCUUUCAAACAGGCUGUAAAAUGGGUUAAUAGUCAUUUGCUUAGUAACUCCUUCAGUGCCAGAGUAGCUUGCACUCACAUUAUGCAGGCCCCUCUGGUUUUCAACAGGGUUAUUUCUUUUAAUUUAUUCUCCAGUAGUAGAAAUGAUGAUGUCUGUGCCAUGGGUAAUGUGUCAUUCUUCAGACUGUUAGAGGAAGCCAUUUUUAUUUAUUGCAUAACUAGCAGUUUGUUAAUACAUGGAGAUGUUUUAUGUACUAUAUAUAUAUAUAUAUAUAUAAUGUAUUAAAUUUAAAUGGUGCACCUUU